UCCACUGAAACCAUCUCAGCAUUUCCAUACCACUUACGCUCUUCUUCUCCUCCGGCACACUCCAAACUUACUCUUGUCUGAAGAAAUCUCUGACGUGAAGUUCGACUAUUAGCAUCCGUUAUUGUUUGCUACGUAACCUAAGAUCUUGCUAGCAUUUAGAUCUCUGAUGCUCGAUUCAUUCUUGUGAGCAUGGACAAGGAGCUGUUUAUGAACACAGAGCUUCAUCCACCGCCGGAGAUAGCGAUGCAUUUCGAACAACCGUCCUCUUCAUCCCCGAUGCUUGACUGGCCGUUAAUGGAUCCAAAUCUAGCUCCACAUUCGCCGCCGCAAGAUUGCUUCUCGUGGGAAAAGUCAACGGAACAACAGCAACAACAAAAACAGAGCAUCUUCGACUCUGCUCUGAGCUCUCUAGUCUCCUCUCCGACGCCGUCGAACUCAAACUUCUCCGGCGGAGGAGGAGGUGAAGGCUUCAUUAUCAGAGAACUCAUCGGAAAACUCGGAAACAGCUCCGCGACUCCGAUGAGUUCUCCACCGCCGAUGAUCAACAGAACGACGCCGUUCACACGUGUCGCCAGCACACCAGCUCUUAACGGCCUUGUUUCUCCGACGGUUCCCGCCGGAGAGUUUUCUCGGAAGAGAAAAUCUGUGUCGAAAGCUAAAUCCAAGGAGAACCCACUUCCCACUGCUUCUCCAUCACCAAGUUUCUCAAAGACGGCGGAAGAAAAAGGAGGGAAAAGGAGAAGAGAAGACGAAGAAGAUAACACAACAAAAGCACCUGAGCCUCCUAAAGACUACAUCCAUGUUCGUGCUCGACGAGGCCAAGCCACUGACAGUCACAGUCUCGCUGAAAGAGUUCGGAGGGAGAAGAUUGGUGAAAGGAUGAAGCUGCUUGAAGGCCUUGUCCCUGGCUGCAAUAAGGUUACUGGAAAGGCAUUGAUGCUGGAUGAAAUUAUAAACUAUGUACAAUCAUUGCAAAGACAAGUUGAGUUCUUGUCAAUGAAGUUAUCAUCAGUGAACGACACCAGGCUGGAGUUUAACGUGGAUGCUCUUGUGUCAAAGGAUGUUAUGAUUCCAUCAAGCAGCAACCGGUUGCAUGAAGCAGGACUCCAAGCAGAGUCUUUAAGUCAUCAUAGUUACAAUAAUAAUUCACAAUUGCACACUAAUGUUUCUUCCAGUAACAUGAUGCUUCAAUCUCCUGUGAACUCACUGGAAACCUCUACCUUAGCCAGUAGCUUCACCCACUUACCAACACUUACCCAAUUUACUGACUCAGUAUCUCAGUAUCAAAUGUUUAGCCAAGAAGAUUUACUGAGCAUUGUAGGGAUGGGAGUGGCACAUGAUCCAACCAUGUAUCUCAAAACAUGAAAAUUGAGCUUUGAUCAACCACAUAUAUUUUUCAAGGUCUCAAGCAAGGGAAUAAGAAAAAAGAUUGAGGGGUGUACAUAACCACGCCAGUCUCUGUGAUUUAUUCCUAUACUCAUUACUAUACAUAUACACAUUUAUGACAGUAACCUAUUUAUGUCAUUUUACAAUUCAUUAUUAGGGUUCAAUUGUAUCGUUAUCUUUGGAUUCCUUUUGCUUGUAUGAUGUUAUAUCAUUGUAGGUUCAUAACC
This is a messenger RNA of Raphanus sativus (radish), 1613 nucleotides long. RefSeq names its product transcription factor bHLH78. The record is from RefSeq and is a predicted model, not a curated record. NCBI's taxonomy places the organism in Eukaryota, Viridiplantae, Streptophyta, Magnoliopsida, Brassicales, Brassicaceae. The transcript has 7 exons. Gene Ontology annotation, biological process: regulation of DNA-templated transcription. Gene Ontology annotation, molecular function: protein dimerization activity; DNA-binding transcription factor activity. Gene Ontology annotation, cellular component: nucleus. The coding region runs from base 190 to 1365 and encodes 391 amino acids.